Messenger RNA from Fusarium redolens, 1512 nucleotides. RefSeq names its product general substrate transporter. The transcript has 5 exons. Gene Ontology annotation, molecular function: carbohydrate:proton symporter activity. NCBI's taxonomy places the organism in Eukaryota, Fungi, Ascomycota, Sordariomycetes, Hypocreales, Nectriaceae. The record is from RefSeq and is a predicted model, not a curated record. The coding region runs from base 1 to 1512 and encodes 503 amino acids. Gene Ontology annotation, biological process: carbohydrate transport; transmembrane transport. Gene Ontology annotation, cellular component: membrane.
AUGGCAUUUGAACGAAAACAUGUUUCGAGGCUUGUGCCUGCAGAUCACAAGAUUCUCAUGCCUCUCCUUCUGGCAGUGACUAUCGUUAAUUCGGCUACACUGGGUUACGACUCAUCCGUCAUGAAUGGCCUCUUGAUUCUCCCGUCAUACUCCGAAUACUUCCACCUGACAACCGCCACAGAAGGUCUCAACAAUGCGGCCAACUGGAUGGGCAGCAUAUUCGGUGCCUUUCUCAUGGGUCCUAUUCCCGAUCACUUCGGCCGUCGACGUGCAAUCUACAUCGCAUCGAUCGUAACAACAAUAGGCAUUAUCUUACAAGCUGCAGCUCAAAAUAUUCCAAUGUUCGUGGUUGCGCGUUUCCUUGUUGGCGUUGGAUCUGCCAUCAGCAAUGGAGCAGCACCGACCCUACUCGGUGAACUACUACCUCCCCGCAGACGCGCCCGUGUCCUUGGUCUCUUCUUUUCCUGCUUCUAUGUCGGCAGCUUAGCGUCAGCUAUUAUAAAUUACGGGAGCCAGAACAUAAAAAGCACGUGGGCCUGGCGAUUACCUUCUUUGCUACAGUUUGUUCCCAGCUUAUUGGCCGUCAUGAUUGUUCCCUUCGUCCCAGAAUCUCCACGAUGGUUGAUCUCCAAGGACCGUAACGAAGAAGCCGUUGAAGUUCUUGUUAUUAUGCAAGGGAAGGACAAGACAGACCUCCAGAAGGGCAGUGAGCAGCUAGAAGAGAUCAGGAGCACAAUCUUGCGUGAAGCCCAAGAAUACCCUCGCAAUCCUUGGAGGGAAAUUAUCUCCAGUGGGCCCAACAGGCGCAGACUGGCUAUUCUGUGCACCUUUGGGCCCAUGAUCAACUUAUUCGGAAACUUCAUCAUAUCUUUCUACCUCACCAAAAUCCUCAAUCAGGCCGGCAUUACCAACACAACUACUCAAACGCAGAUCCAGGUCAUCAUCAACUGCUGGUCAUUCGCUGUGGCUGUACUUGGUAGCUUUAUGCUGGACAUUCUCGGGCGCAGACUACAGACCUUUAUUGGUGUUGGCGGCAUGGUUGUCACUCUCUUGCUCAUCGGUGGUCUUAUCAAGCGCUUUGGCGAAAGCACCAACAACUCCGCGAUAUAUGGGACCAUUGCUGUCAUAUUUCUCUUCCAGGGCUUUUAUGCCUUUUCGAUCACGCCAAUGACAAGCUUGUAUCCAACCGAAGUCUCGCCAUUCAAGCUACGUGCUACAGGCAUUGCCAUCUUCCGCAUGCUUGAUUCAAGUGCUGGUCUUCUUGCUUCCUUUGCCAUGGCGUACGCAAUGGCCGACCUGGGAUGGAAAUUCUACUUCAUCAACGCUUCAUGGGACUUCAUCUUUCUCAUCAUUGCUUACUUCACCUUCGUGGAAACCAAGGGUCUGGAACUUGAAGAGAUCAACGCGAAAUUCGGAGACUCGACAGUGGUGGAGGCUGUGGUGGAAGAUUCCGCAUCUAAUGACAUGGGUAGUAAGGAUGAGGACUGGACGGUGAAGAUGCAGCCCCAGUAA